GGGACACGCAGCCCGCCUGGCGCCCCGCGGUGUGCAAGCGAGCACAGGACACAAGCCUGAACCUCCGGGACCCAGGCCGCAGGGCUGAGGCCAGGCGAAGGUGUGUCGGUGGUACCCGAAAGGAGUUGAAUGGGGUGCGCCCUGGAGGGGUUGCUGCCGCUGCCGCUGCUGCUGCUGCUGCUGCCGCCGCCGCUGCUGCUGUUCCUGUUGGCUCCAGGCAGCCACGGAUUGUCCUGCAGCGCGUCCUCUGUCAACUGGACCGCUGGACUGACUGCCACAUGCCUGAACUUCAGUGGCCAAGAGCUGGACAUGCUCCCAAAUGAGCUCCAGGCCAGCAACUUGGAAUACCUCGACCUGUCCAGGAACAGGCUUCAGCACCUCCCGGGCUCCCUCUUUGCUAGCCUGGGGAAGCUCCAGGUCCUCGACGUGACCGGCAACCCCCUGUUCACGGUGAGCGGGACUCUGGGUGCUCUGUGUGCGCUGGAGCUGCGGGCGGACUGCGCGUGCGCCCUGGUGCCCUGGCACCAGGCCCGCGCCAACUGCUCUGAAGCGCCAAGCCUACAGUGCCAGGUGGGCUUCAACUACACCCAGAACCUCACGCUUUUCCUGAAGACGCACUGCCCCGAGGGUCUGAGCACAGCGGCCAUCGGGGGCCUGGCUGCCGGAGGCUGUGUGCUCCUGGCCCUCGGCAUCGCAGGCUCCUGGCUGGCCCACAGGCUCCGAGACUGGAGGGCCAGGGGCACCCAAAGCCUGGGCAAGAUGUUGACUGCGUCCAGUGCACCCAGCCAGGGCAGCAGCCAGCAGACGCGCUAUGGCAGCCGAGCCCAGAGCCCUCAGGCUCCCAUGAAAGUGCAGCUUAGUCCUGUGUCGCCCGACUAUGAGAACAUGUUCCAGGGGGAGCCCGCCCAGCCCCGCUGGGAUGACAGGCCUCAGUCGGCCAACGACAGUGACUUCUACAUGGAGUUCGAGGAGCAGAGCGCAGAGUCGGGGCCCCAUGCCAUCUACUGCAACCUGCCGACUCUGCAGCCCGAAGCUGAGCAGGAUGAGGAGGAUUAUGUGGUUCCUGGGCGCUGAGUCCCCACCGAGGCACCCCAGUCCUUCAGAUGAGAGCCGCCAGGGCCAUCCUCGGGGUCAGGAGGCUCCCAGCACCCCAGCAGUGAGAAGAGGGGAGGAGCCUCUGGCAGGGGUGCCCAACAGAUACCCCACGAGCCUGAGCCCCCGAGUUCACACGGGAACCCUAACUCCCCACCCACCCCUGCCCCCACUCUGUGCAUGCACCCCAUCCCUUUGUCCUGUGCCUGCACCCC
Sorex araneus (European shrew) is the source of this 1307-nucleotide messenger RNA. RefSeq names its product leucine rich repeat containing 25 (gene LRRC25). NCBI's taxonomy places the organism in Eukaryota, Metazoa, Chordata, Mammalia, Eulipotyphla, Soricidae. Bases 130 to 1074 code for a protein of 314 amino acids. The transcript has 3 exons. Gene Ontology annotation, molecular function: protein binding. The record is from RefSeq and is a predicted model, not a curated record.